Verticillium alfalfae VaMs.102 is the source of this 1039-nucleotide messenger RNA. Its product is annotated as S-(hydroxymethyl)glutathione dehydrogenase. The record is from RefSeq and is a predicted model, not a curated record. Gene Ontology annotation, molecular function: zinc ion binding; oxidoreductase activity. NCBI's taxonomy places the organism in Eukaryota, Fungi, Ascomycota, Sordariomycetes, Glomerellales, Plectosphaerellaceae. The transcript is spliced from 3 exons. Bases 1 to 912 code for a protein of 303 amino acids.
AUGUCAGCAAUGAAGUGCGUCGUCUUCGAUGGGCCGAAGCAGAUAUCAGUACAGAACAGACCAGUCCCCACGGUCAGGGAUGCCAAAGACGUCAUCGUAAAGGUCCGGUACACGGCUCUGUGCGGCAGCGAACUUCAUGUCUUCCGAGGCCAUCAACCAUCUGCGCCAGGGUUUAUCAUGGGCCAUGAAUUCUCUGGAACGGUACACGAGGUUGGUUCGGACGUGAAGAACCUCAAGGUCGGCGACAAAAUUGUCAGCCCUUUUACCGUCAGCUGCGGAGAGUGCUUUUAUUGCUCCCGAGGAUUUUCGUCCCGUUGCAAAGAGUGCCUCCUUUUUGGCUGCCCCCUGCUUGACGGCGCGCAGGCUGAGUACGUGAGGGUCCCCUGGGCGGACUCAACGGUUGUCAAAGCUCCCCCCGGUAUCGACGAGCUCAAACUUUGCCUCAUGGCCGACAUCUUUCCCACAGGAUUUUUUGCUGCUGAAAACGCAUUGGCGUCGCAGAGCUUUGCCGAAGAGGCCGUGGUUGUCUUGAUAGGCUGCGGUCCAGUUGGUCUAUGCGCCCUCAUUGCGGCCUUGGAGUAUAAGCCCAAGGCCCUGCUCGCAGUCGAUGGUGUGCCUUCAAGACUGGACAAAGCGAAGGAACUUGGGGCCGAGCCUUGGAAUUAUCUGACCCAGGCAGAAGAGCUCGAAGCAAGGGUCAAGGAACUGACCGAAGGUCGAGGUGCGGACGUCGUCAUCGAGGUGGUAGGCCACAGCUCUGCGUUGGAUACAGGCUUCAAGCUUCUAAGGCCUUGGGAACAAUUUCAAGCCUUCAUGACUGAUACUAUCAUGCCUCUCAGCGAUGCCGUCAAAGGGUACGAGAUCUUCGACAGCAUGAAGUCCCUGAAGGUCAUAUUUGAUGCCGAGAAAUGAUGGGAAAGAUGGUAAAAUAGCCUUAGCAAACGAGUCCUGGUCUUUUCGCCAUGAGCGCAAUUGUUGUGUAAUCAAACUGUUGUCUACGGUAGCUCAAACCUACGUUGGAUUUACAUCCAAGAUGUCU